Molecule: messenger RNA, 978 nt
Organism: Aphanomyces astaci
Lineage: Eukaryota; Oomycota; Saprolegniomycetes; Saprolegniales; Verrucalvaceae
Exons: 4
Coding region: 1-978 (325 amino acids)
Molecular function (GO): nucleic acid binding
Source: RefSeq, a predicted model, not a curated record
AUGACACACAAACUACAUGACGACAUCCCCAUCGAGACACGAAUCGCCAUACUCUUCGACCUUAAAGCUGCAUCGACUGAGGCCACCCAGCACCAUGGCACGUUCACGCAGCUCGCAACAAUGUACCGUUGCCAUCGAACAACAGAUGCCGUGAUCACGAUGUGGAAGAGGCACCUCGAACACUCUCCCAGCGGAGACCUUCUUUCGAUAUGGCUGCUGUCACUCACGUGCACCUUUCAAACCACCAGACUUUUGGAAGCGUCGCACACACCACACGGGUGUAGCAAAGACAACCCUGCACUGUCACAUCAAGGACGGCAUCAUCCUUCACCGGCAACCGCAUCUCAAGCUAGCCUUGCCCCAAAGCAUAUCAAGGCCCGAAUAGCGUUUUGUCUCAAGAACAAGUGGUUCCGUUUGGAGAAGGACGCGAGUAGAUACUAUUUGGCAUCAUUCGAGGACUACUUGGAGAGGCGUAUCCAAAACAAGCGCUUCAUCGGACAAGUCAUGUUUUUGGCCGCCGUCGCAAGACCACGGAAGGACGUUCGACGAAACCAAACGUUCGACGGCAAGUUUGGCAUUUGGCUGUUCGUGACACAAGUUCCAGCAAGGCGCACUUCAAGAAAGCGUGCAGCAGGGACGCUGGAGACAAAAGCGGUAAACGUUGGCAGAGUGGCGUACGAAGACAUCCUACGGAACAAGUUGAAUCCGGCGAUUGUGUCGAAGUGGCCACGCGACACCAAGAACAUACGUCUGCAACAAGACAACGCCCUAGCCCACGUAGCGUCAGGCAAAGUCAACGCUGCUCGUUACCUUCAACUGCUUCAGGACGAAAUCCCGUUAAACAUCAUGAAGCUCGCACUGGGGGGUGACUUUACUUGGCAGCAGGACAACGCACCAAUCCACAAGGUGCGCAUCAUCAACGCCUUUUUCGACGAAUACGAAGUCAUUCGAACUGCCACAUCCUCCCGAAAGCCCUGA